AAAUGUAAUUCUGAAUUGCUAGAUCCUUCUGUAAUGACAUUCGUCGCUGAAUAGUGACGUCGUUUCUGCAACCAUGGCGGCAGAGGGUUCAGACAUGAGCAGCAACGGGGAUGUGGACUCGGAGCUAGAAACUCUCGUAGCUGCUGAGUCUGCGUCUAGAGAAAUCCCUGAAAUUCCGGAGUCUGUGGCUGAAAUUCCAGAGCCCUUCGCUGAAGUUCCAGAACAUGUGGCCGUAAUUCCUCAGCCCAUGGCCGAAGUUCCAGAACCUGUGGCUGAAGUUCCGGAGCCUGUGGCUGAAGUCCCAGAGCCUGUGCCUGAGACUUCAGAGGAAAAUGGGGGCAGUGCUACCACAGCAGCAUACGCGGUGCCCCUGGAGGAAGGCGACGAAGACGAAGAUGGGGAGCUGCCGGUUGAUUUUGAGAGACUGUGGAGGGUGGCCCACGACAAUCCGCAGGAAUUCUCUAGCUGGACUGAACUGCUGCAGUACUGUGAGCAAGAGGGUCACAUGACUGCCUCACGUCGGGCGCUUGGGGCAUUCCUGGCAAGAUACCCACUUUGUUAUGGCUACUGGAAGAAGUUUGCAGACCUGGAAAGGCGUGCUGGAAACACAAACAGAGCACAGGAGGUGUGCGUGCGAGGUCUGAAGGCGAUCCCUCUGAGUCUGGACUUGUGGAUCCACUACAUCACCCUGCUGCAGGACACACUCAACAUGAACCUACCAGAAUCCACGCAGCGCAUUCGCAGCGCGUUCGAGUCGGCCGUGGCGGCCGCCGGCACGGAGUUCCACUCGGACCGCCUGUGGGAGAUGUACACGGAGUGGGAGAGGGAGCAGGGCGACCUGCGGGCCGUGACCGCCGUCUACGAGAGGGUGCUGAGGAUCCCCACCCAGCUGUACUCGGGGCACUUCGAGAGGUUUAAGGCUUUUCUGUUGGCCCACCCUCCGCGGGACGUCCUGUCUCCUGAGGAAUUCAAGCGCCUGCGUUUGGAAUUUCAGCAGAGCCAGGGGGAAGGGACCACGCCCGCAGAGGGGGAGGAGGAGAGGCCCCCCGGGGAGGACAGCCCCGGCGACACUGCCGCUGGGCACCAGUAUACGGAAGAACAGGUGCAGAAGAUGCAGGAGCUCCUGUUGGCCAGCAGGCAGAAGGUGUACCAGCAGACUGAGAUGGAAGUGGGGAAGAGGUGGAACUUUGAGGAAGCUAUAAAAAGGCCUUACUUCCACGUGAAGCCCCUGGACCGGGCCCAGCUGAAGGCCUGGCAUUCGUACCUGGACUGGGAGAUCAGCGAGGUGGCCCUGGAGGGUCAGGACAAUGCCGCGGAGGGCCAGGAGGGGGCGAGCGUGAGCAGGGGCAGCCACAAGCGGGUGCUGGUGCUGUUCGAGCGCUGCCUGAUCGCCUGCGCGCUGUACGAAGAGUUCUGGACCAAGUAUGUGCAGUACCUGGAGAAGCACAGCGUGGAGGAAGCGCGCAACGUGUACCGCAGGGCCUGUGAGAUCCACCUGUCGCACAAGCACAGCGUGCACCUGCAGUGGGCCACCUUUGAGGAGAGGCAUGGCAACAUCCUUGAAGCUCGCCGGGUUCUGGAGAACUUGGAGCGGGCCAUGCCGGGGCUGGCCAUGGUGCGGCUGCGGAGGGCGGGGCUGGAGAGGCGCACCGGCCGGUUGGACCAGGCGGAGGCGCUGCUGCGGGAGGCGGUGCAGCAGAGCAAGGACUCGCCCUCCCUCCACGCCUUCUACUCCAUCAAACUGGCCCGGCUGCUGCUGAAGCUGUGCAAGAACGCAGCCAAGGCCAAGAGCGUGCUGCUGGAGGCCAUCGAGCUGAGCCCGGACAACGGCAAGCUGCACUUGAAUCUCCUGGAGCUGGAGGUGGCGGGGGACACGCGGGGCAACGGGGCGGGGGUCCAGCAGUGCGUGAGCCGGGCUCUCGCCGCCCCCCUGUCCCCUCGGACAAAACUGCUCUUCUCACAGCGGGGGCUCCAAUUCGCCGAGGACUUCGGGGCCACGGUGCAGGGUGUGUUAACGGUCUACGAUGAACACCAGAAGCUGCUGAAGGAAAUUGGCAGUAGGAAGAGGAGCGCUGAGAAUGGGGAUAAUGAUGACCCCGAGAAAGUCAGCAAAUUGGAGGACAGCUCUGCCAUGUCUGCGCCUUCCAUGGCCACGCCCCCAGUCGCACCGCCAGUUCCCAUGACAGCGCCCCCUCCCCCCAUGAUGGGUGGAGACAUGAGCGGCUCACAUUCCGCAUAUGGCUAUGGAGGCUGGUAUCAGCAACAGCAAUACGGAGGUUAUGGCUAUCAGAACCCUUGGAACUACAAUCAAUACUACCCUCCCAGCUAGGGGAGCCACAGAGAGCAGACAUUACAAGCAAUUUUGGGAGCUGUUUAGCAUUCUUGGCUCCACAGAGCUAAGACUCAUUUUCAGCAUGUAAGAGCCUGUAAAAUAUAUAGUAUAAAAAUCUGACCGACAGUUGGUAGUAUGGAUGGGGUAGACAUUUUUUAUUCUAUGUAGAAAUUGCUCAAGAUCUAUUCAGCAAACAACGUGUGCCCUCAUAGGUUCAGAAUGCAUUUUACAGGAAAAGACUGAGAGGAACCACUUCAGUGUGAUUCAGAUGUUUAACUGUUGAACUGUGAUUGGCAGCUCAUCCCAAUAUGCAAGGCUGUCGUCAUUUAAUGCAUUUGGUGUUUUUAACUGAACAAACUGCCCUAAUUCAAAGGCAAUUUUGAUGUCUUUUUUCCGGUCUUUAAGCAAAAAUGUACAAUUCCAUUAUCCAGAUUUCUAUAAUGUACUGUCACCAGUUCCACUCCACAAUCCAAAUUCACAGUUUUGACAUUGUUUGGCUGUUUCUAUUUCGGAACAGUUGUCAUUUAACUUUGCUCCUCACUCUUGGGCACCUUGGAAAAUGGGCUUGGUCAGAAUGAGUGAGUUGUUUUACGCCCUUACCCAGAGUGGCUCUGAUUGGCCCAUGUGUGGAGUAACUGACGCUGCUGGCUUCAAGGUGCACCAGUGAAGCUUCAAACAUGAAACACAUUUUGCUUCAUCAGUUCAAGCUUCAGAGGAUUGCUCUGAGUUGCUGUUGGUCUGGGUUCUGCUGCUUCUCAUUUUGAGCACAGCGCAAAGAUAUUUUUCAAGGUGACAACAGGUUUUAUUCUCAAGCAGUCUUUUAGCAUAAGGGGCGUUCCAUUUUGGCACUGUAGAACAUUCCAGAGUUAGCGUAGAUUUUUUUUAAUGUAUAUAAAUGUUUCUCUUUUUAUGAUUUGAAAACCAUGGCGUGUUCUUGGUAAGAGGAUUAACGAAUCGCCAGAGUUAUAGUGAUGACUUCCAAAGACCCCCCUUCCACCAUUUUUUUGUUUUUUUUGCAUUACAUAUCACUUGCUGUGCAGAUACUUCUCAAACCAUAUUUGGAGUUACACUAUUCUUUUUCCAAAUGCAUUUGCAUAAAGCGUGGCAUGAGAAAUACAAGUAGAUUCUUUUUUUUUCAAUGAAACUUGAAAUGAUGUACAGGAACAAACCCAAUACAAUUUUUCGAUGCAAAUCUAACAAGAUUCAAGUCAGGACUAUGCAGUACUGUCCCAGGUGUAUGGUUAAAUCUGACUCACAUAAAAUAUUCUGCUCUAAAUUGCCUUGGAAGUCACUCAAACACUGUUUUCUGUACGUUAAAUCCAUUCCAUUUUUACUGACCUCAGCGGAGGCCCAAACUGUUCACUUAGAAAUUUGCACAGUCUGUACAGCAUACAAGUGUCAAUGUUCGUUUUAAUUCAAGAACGAUAAACUUUUUAACUUCCAACGUUGCCUGCAUAUUUUUAUACAAAAUAAAACAGUUGGUGUACCAUAAUCUGUUUUCUGUAAUUGUCAUUUAUUGUAAUUGUUGAACAAUAAAGCGUACGUACUUGC
Molecule: messenger RNA, 3883 nt
Organism: Anguilla anguilla (European eel)
Lineage: Eukaryota; Metazoa; Chordata; Actinopteri; Anguilliformes; Anguillidae
Product: pre-mRNA-processing factor 39
Exons: 14
Coding region: 74-2329 (751 amino acids)
Biological process (GO): RNA processing; mRNA 5'-splice site recognition
Cellular component (GO): U2-type prespliceosome; U1 snRNP; commitment complex
Molecular function (GO): protein binding
Source: RefSeq, a predicted model, not a curated record